CCAUUAAAACGUCACUGUCUCUGUGUCUGUGUCUGUGUCUCUCUUAAGGUUGCAGAGAGAAACUCAGAAAAUGAAUAAAACUCGAUAACCCUUUCUUCUUCUUCCUGUAGAGUCUCAAUUCUCUGCUUCGCGUUCCACUGGGAUUACGCUGUUGAUAUUUUCCUAGGAUUAGGUUGCAAUGCCGGCAAAAAGUGAUGAAGAUCGGCAGUUAGACCAUGGUUCUCAGGGUGUGUUGCAGUCAACUGUCCGUACCCAGCCUUGGUGGCAUGGAGCUGGGACUGGAGCCUUAGGUGAAAGCACUCCCAAAUCUUCAAUUGAACUGCAUAAUGGUUCUGUUGCAAAUGGAGCUGCACAUGCACAAGGUUUAUGCUCCAAAUCAGAUGGGAAUAAUGGCCAAGAAAGUGAACAUUCCAAACAUGUGCCAUCAGCAAAAGUCCUUUCUAUGACUGAUCAUCCCAAACCAAAUUCUCAAAUGGAGCUAGUUGGUCACUCGAUCGUUCUGACACCAUUUCCUUAUUCGGAUCCACAGUAUGGAAUAUUGAAUCCCUAUGGUCCACAAGCUAUGUUACCUCCCCAGGUGUAUGGAAUGCAUCAUGCUAGAAUGCCAUUGCCCCUUGAAAUGGAGGAGGAGCCUGUUUAUGUGAAUGCAAAGCAGUAUCAUGGUAUCCUAAGGCGAAGACAGUCGCGUGCUAAGCUUGAGCUUGAAAAGAAAAUGAUUAAAGUUAGAAAGCCAUAUCUACAUGAGUCUAGGCACCAACAUGCAAUGAGAAGGGCUAGGGGAUGUGGCGGUCGUUUUCUUAAUACUAAGAAGCUGGAUAAUAACAGUGCAAAUCCCACAUCAGAGAAAGGGGUAUUUCUCGGUUCAACAGAAGGACAACAUGCAAAUGAAUGGGGCUCCCAGAAGGGCCCUUCCGGGCAAGGCUGGAGGCAUUUGCCCCUUUCAACCCGGGGUUGGGGAAAUCAUCACUUGCGUGGUGGUCCUCAGGCAAUUCAUUCUUGGCUUUGCAAACUUUGUGGGUGUUUGGAUGAAGAUGAGGAACUUACAAAAGGAGGAAAAUGUGUGAAUAUCAUGGUAUGUUCACUCUGCCUUCAGUUCCAGUGUCCCUUCUAUUCACCUUCUGUAAAUAUGAAAAAUUUAGAUGUGUAUAUGUUAAGAAGGAUUUGUUGUGAAUGUGGGAAGUUUCAGAACACAAACAUUUGACUAUUCUGAAUGUGUGAAGAUCCCUUUCUUCUGUUGUAAUGCAGCCAGACUGUUCAACUUUCUCUACUUUUAAUCAAAUGUUUCAUGCGGAAUAAUGUGAAAAAGUUGGUUUUCUUUUCUUUUAA
Messenger RNA from Mangifera indica (mango), 1326 nucleotides. RefSeq names its product nuclear transcription factor Y subunit A-7-like. The record is from RefSeq and is a predicted model, not a curated record. NCBI's taxonomy places the organism in Eukaryota, Viridiplantae, Streptophyta, Magnoliopsida, Sapindales, Anacardiaceae. Gene Ontology annotation, cellular component: CCAAT-binding factor complex. Bases 179 to 1201 code for a protein of 340 amino acids. The transcript is spliced from 8 exons. Gene Ontology annotation, molecular function: RNA polymerase II cis-regulatory region sequence-specific DNA binding; DNA-binding transcription factor activity, RNA polymerase II-specific. Gene Ontology annotation, biological process: regulation of transcription by RNA polymerase II.